Messenger RNA from Zea mays, 1149 nucleotides. RefSeq names its product NAD(P)H dehydrogenase (quinone) FQR1. The transcript is spliced from 2 exons. NCBI's taxonomy places the organism in Eukaryota, Viridiplantae, Streptophyta, Magnoliopsida, Poales, Poaceae. Gene Ontology annotation, cellular component: membrane. Bases 203 to 847 code for a protein of 214 amino acids. Gene Ontology annotation, molecular function: FMN binding; NAD(P)H dehydrogenase (quinone) activity. The record is from RefSeq and is a predicted model, not a curated record.
CGACGGUCCGGCAGCCAUCGACCAUUGUGGUCCAAGUCAAACCACCCCCCUCUCUCCGGCUGCCUCCUGCCCAUGCCCUCCCCCUAUAAAUCAAAUAAUCAACCACCACAUCAGAGCAGACCUCAGCGCAAAGCAGAUCGAGGACAAGCUCCUGUCCUGUGUCUGUGUGCUGUGUGCAGAACAUCACAAGUCAAGCAAAGCAAUGGCCACCAAGAUCUACAUCGUGUACUACUCGACAUGGGGCCACGUGGCGGCGCUGGCGGAGGAGAUCAAGAAGGGCGCGGACGCGGUGGCCGGCGUGGAGGCCACGGUCUGGCGCGUGGCAGAGACGCUGCCGGAGGAGGUGCUCGGGAAGAUGGGCGCGGCGCCGGCGCGCGAGGACCACCCGGUGAUCUCUCCGCGGCAGCUGGCGGACGCCGACGCCGUGCUGCUGGGCUUUCCCACGCGGUUCGGCAUGAUGGCGGCGCAGAUGAAGGCGUUCCUGGACGCCACAGGCGGUCUGUGGCAGGGCCAGGCGCUGGCGGGGAAGCCCGCGGGCGUGUUCCUCUGCACAGGCACGCAGGGCGGAGGGCAGGAGACCACCGCACUCACCGCCGUCACGCAGCUCGCGCACCACGGCAUGCUCUUCGUGCCCGUGGGUUACACCUUCGGCGCCGGCAUGUUCGGCAUCGAUCAGGUCAGGGGUGGCAGCCCCUAUGGCGCUGGGACCUUCGCCGGCGCCGAUGGCAGCAGGACGCCCACCGAGGUGGAGCUCGCCAUGGCCAGACACCAGGGCACCUACUUCGCCGGCAUCGCCAAGAAGCUCAAGGCCGGAGCAGCAGCCCUCGCUGCCGAAGCCUUGGCCUAAUCAGUCGUCAUGACUACUCAGACGGUCUUUAUUUAUUCCAUGCUUUGUUGUUUCUAUAAUUAAUAAUUGGUUUUAUAUUGGCGACAGAAUAGUAAAGUACGUACUUACGUAUUAUGUACUACAUCAGCUUGUUUGUUCCUAUACAUGAUGUCAUAAGUGGCUCCAUACACCAAAAGAUCUGAGUCGCACGUCAUACCAAGACUGCAUUGUUGUUACUAGUUUCCCGUGUAUGUGUAUGGUUUCUAUAAUACUCACUACGUUUCAAAAUAUAAUUUAUGUUAGAUUUAUCAUACAUUUAUUAA